AUGUGCUCAUUCCUUGCCAGCUGUGGACUGAAGUCGGAGUCUUGUGACAGUCUAAAGCAAGCUCUGCAAACAGAGAAGUCAAGUGUUCGAGAACUGGACCUCAGCAACAAUGAACUUGGUGACCAAGGAUUGAGCUCCCUCUCCUCGGCCCUGGCUGACUCGAACUGCAAGCUACAGACACUGAGUCUUGCCUGCUGUCAGCUCACAGCAGAAGCCUGUGAGGCCCUCGGCUCAAGGCUGAAGUUAGCUGAUUCAAGUCUGAAACAUCUGGACUUGAGUUUCAAUGAUCUUCAGGACUCAGGUGUUCAACAACUUUUUGCUGGUGUAAAAAAACUUGAGACCCUGAGACUGGCCUCCUGCAACCUUACAGAGGUGAGUGGCCAGUAUAUUGGUGAGCUGCUGCAGUCUCAAACCCUGAAAGAGCUGGAUUUGACCAACAACAACCUGAUGGACUCAGGGCUGGAGCAACUCCUCUCCAAAGGCUUGGCCAGUGCAGACUGCACUCUGGAGAAGUUAAUACUGAAAAAAUGUGGGAUCACGCUGAAAGAUGAGAGCUGCUGUAAAGUUGUGUCCAUGGCCAUUAAGUCUGAGAAGUGUCACCUGAGAGAGCUGGACCUGAGUUACAAUAAUCUGCUGGACUCUGGAGCCAAGGCUGUCAUUGUGGCGGUAGUGGAUGCAUCCAGCAAGAUUGAGAGACUGAGUCUUGCAUGCUGCGCACUGAAGGAGAAGACAUGUGAGCUCAUCUCUACUGAGCUGAAGACAGAAAACCUGGCGACCUCCUGCUUGCGAGAUAUCGACCUGAGUGACAACGACCUAAGGUCCGCUGGAGCAACUGCACUCAGCAGUGUGUUACAGAGCCCCAACUGCCAGUGGAAUAAACUCUGGAUUGAAGGUGGUGGAGAGUUUCGUUUGAGAACAGGAGAAGACAGAUAUGAGUGCACACUUACCCCGGACGAAGACACCGCCCACCAGCGGCUCUUCCUGAAAGGGAACAAGAUCAGGUGGGGGGAGUGGGAGAUCCCAGCCACUCAGCUCCCCGACAGGUUCGACUGCCGGACGCAGGUGCUGUGCAAAGAGUCGCUGACCGGCCGCUGCUACUGGGAGGUCAAGUGGAGCGGCCUGGUCUCCAUUGGUGUGGCCUACGUUGGGAUGGCCAGGAAGGGUGAGGGCCCCGACAGCACCCUUGGCCGCAACAACCGCUCCUGGAGUCUGGACUGCAGCGAUUACAAGUACUCCAUUUGGCACGAUAAGAAAGAGAUUCGCGUGAAACAGACGCCUUCUGGGUGUCACCGUGUCGGGGUGUAUCUGGACUGGCUGGACGGCACACUGGCCUUCUUCAAAAUCAAGAAGGUCGCCAACCAGCGCAAGUUCUCUCUCCUCCACAUCUUCAAGCACAACUUCUCAAAGCCUCUCUAUGCUGGCUUCAGAAUCUGGUGUGACUCGUCUGUGUUCAUCUGCCCACAGACAUCACAGAAAAAGGCUGCAUAA
Sardina pilchardus (European sardine) is the source of this 1488-nucleotide messenger RNA. Its product is annotated as ribonuclease inhibitor-like. Gene Ontology annotation, molecular function: protein binding. Lineage: Eukaryota; Metazoa; Chordata; Actinopteri; Clupeiformes; Clupeidae. The transcript has 8 exons. The coding region runs from base 1 to 1488 and encodes 495 amino acids. The record is from RefSeq and is a predicted model, not a curated record.